This is a messenger RNA of Lodderomyces theae, 3321 nucleotides long. RefSeq lists its product as uncharacterized. The transcript is spliced from 2 exons. The coding region runs from base 1 to 3321 and encodes 1106 amino acids. The record is from RefSeq and is a predicted model, not a curated record. Lineage: Eukaryota; Fungi; Ascomycota; Pichiomycetes; Serinales; Debaryomycetaceae.
AUGUCGUACACUAUACCUGAUCUAAGAUUUGAACAGUCGUUUAUGCGGCAACUCAAUGCAUAUGCUGGAAAUAAAGAGCUAGACGGAAGACAUUCUGCAUUGAACCCCAAAAAUUACAAUCCUUUACCAAAAUUGACCGAUGGUGAACUCGAACUUCUUAAUGAAAACGUGGACAAAGAAGAAGAAGAAUAUUUGGAAGACCCUGAACCAUUGAAACCAAUUACACCUAGAAUAGUGAUAUUUGCCAUUGUUAAAGAUCAAAUUGUGCUACCGCUAUUACAAGGGUUUUUUAUAACUGGAUUUCUAAUAUCGGUCCGUCCAAUUUUGGCAUUGCUUGUGAAGAACGGUCAGCAUGCCGGUACAUGGGUCUCGAACCUCUUGGGGUUAAAUAGACUAACAACAAAUAGAAGCUCAAGAAACCCUCGUGGCACAGCCUACACGGGCGUGAAUCCCAAUACAAACAAUCCAAACAAGCCGCAUGCUGGAGCAUUGGCAGCUGCUUUGACAAUCGGAAAUGCUAUGAAACAAGGUAAUCAAAGCCAAAGUAUUCCUCGGUCACAAUCAUUUCAGUAUCAACAACCACAAACUCAACAAAGAACGCCAUCGUUGAGCACUUCAAAUGGAAGUCUAUUGAAGAGGGGAUCUAGAUCCAGCUUUCAACCACAACAGCCACAAGCUCCUGCUCAGAGACGCCUCUCCAAUGGCUCCUUUUCUUCUCAAGGAUCCAUUAAUAGAGGUGCAACUAGCCAGGCUGCUGCUUACUACAAUUCACACCAUCCUGAAGUUUACGACGUUGACGACAGUUUCAACGAUUCAUAUCUAGACGAGAUUACAGAAGAGUCAACGCAGGUGUAUUUGAACAACAAGGCAAAUAUGCAAGAUCUUCGUUUACCUACUGCUCACCUGCAAGGGCAUGGUUUUCAAGCAAGUGCAGUGCCACCUGCUCCAGUCCGGAUGGUUAAGAAAUACGUACCAAGUCCAACCGGUAUAAAGGUGAUAGAAGUUCCUGAAUCAACAUUUCAAAAGGAAGUUGCCAGAAGCAACUCAAUGCGAUUGAAUCCUAUAUCGUCGAGAUCGGGCUCUUUGAGAAAUAGUGCAAACAAGAAACCUGCAUCGAGAACAAGUUCGUUGAACAUCAAGCUGCAGCAAAAGCCUGUGCAACUGAUAAGAAAUGUCAGCAGUCCAGUGAAGAUGCAAUCAAUGAACGAAGACAUAAACUUGGAAGACUCCUUGGGUAGGAUUGACACUGCACAGGCGCAAGAGGCCAAGUUGAAGGCGUUGGAAGCGGAAAUUGAACGUGAGAAACAAUUGGCAAAGCAGCUUGAAGAAAAGAGAUUGGAGUAUCAACGAUUGAGGGAGCAAAACUUGGCAAAUGAGCGUAAAGAGAAGGAACUUGACGACUCGUCCAUAGAAAAAAACACUAUAGAGAACAAAAAGGAGUCGUCAUAUGCUAAUGACGACGAGUACAUUCCUAUAAUUGAGAAAACAAAAGCUGUGGAUGAAUUAGACAAAAAGGAACUUGAGCAUGAUAAGGAGGGUGAGGAAGAAAAGUUGAAGAAUUUGGAGCAAACAGAACCGGAAUUACUGGAGCAAGAAAUAGACCAACCAAUAUUGAGCGAAAAUAACGCUGCUAGUACCAGCUCUUUAAAUGAUUCGGUAGUGUACAAUGUUCCAAAACCACCCCAAAGCGAAGGAAACAUCGAUCAUGCUGCAGAUAUUGCUGACUCGGAAUUUCUGCCUGAAGAUGAGGGAAAUAUCAGGGUUGCAGUUAUUGUGGAUAACGCAGACGAUGAUGAAGGCUCUACUGCAAGGCCACAUCUGCAAAACUUUGCUAGUGACAUUGAAGUGGUCAGCGAUUACGACGAUGAAGGUGAAGAAGUCAACAAAGCAAGGACAUGGAAACCAGACGAUACAGAUAGAUUGGAUGCUGAUUCUGAAAUGAGAGUGAUUGCUCAAUACGGCAUGAAUUCGUCCGAAUUGGUUGAUGAAAUACCCGCAUUGAAUGAUGGAUCUAAUGCUGUCGAAACUAGCACCAGAGUGGCAGGAGAUGGCAAAGUAUCAUCAGAAGUUAUCGAACCGCAUACAGACGAUGACCCUAAUGCAGGCACAAUAAACAGCAAAGUUGAAAGCGCUGAUACUUUGUUGCCUCCAACAGUUGCAACAGUUCUGAGCUCAAAAUCAUCUGUUUACUCAAAUGAUUUGGCCAAGAAACCAAUGAAGUCGGCUAUGAAAUCCUCGAGCUCAUACUCACAACUUCCUGCCAAGCAGGGUCCUUCACCGGCACACGCAAACAGUAAUGCUGCAAAGCAAGCCUAUUUAUCAUUGACAACUGCCGAGAACACAAGAUUGAACUCGAAGUUGUCAAAUUCUGAGUUACCAAACCAAGCCUUCCCCAGCGCAAGACCACAAGUGAAUGUUCAUAGCAACGAUUUGGCUUAUUUGGGAGCUAGUAAUGGUGGUGCAUAUCCCCAAUUUGCAACUUCCCCUCAAUUGCAGAAAACGCCUGCCAAGAGGUUAAGUCAACAAACUUUGCGGAAACAACAGCCACCGCCCCAGCAGCACUCGCAAUUUAGAUCUACAAUGAGACCUCAAUCCAUGGCUGGUCAUGGUACACAAUAUCAGCAGCAGCAUCAACAACAGUAUCAGCAGCAUCAGCAAAUGCAUCCACCGCAACACAACCUACCCCAAAGUAUGAGUAACAGAAGUUUGAGAAACAGCACUUAUGUGCAACCAAUUGCGCCCCAUCCAGCUUUACAGAAGGGAUAUGUAUCACCUGCAAAGGUAAAGGCUGCGGACCUUUACGCAAAAGCGCAAUCGAGACCACGAUCCGAAUUUAGACCCUUGAAGAAACAAUCGUCUUUUACGAAGGAAUUGAGUGAUGACGUCCCACCUAGAAGUCCAAGUCGUGACCACAACACUGGUACUCAAUCGAAGCCUCAACCAAGAACAACUUUGAGAAACGCAUCUGGUCCAUUAGUGGCUCAGAACAAUGAAAACCAACAACAGGCAAUUACUCAAAGGGCCAAUGUUGGUGGAGCAGCACCCAGUAGCUUUGCCUCGAGGUUUGCAGAUUCUGAUGAUGAUUUGCCUUUGAAAAACGGUGCAAGUGGUAACACCACAGGGUUCAAAUCAAGGUUCAAUGACUCAGACGAACAUCUUCCAAAAGUCGCGGCUCCUGCUGCUCAAUCGUCAACGCAAACUCAAAGUGGAUUCUCUACAAUGAGGGCCGACAAAGAUGCCCAAGCACCGCCACCACCACCACCAAAGGAAAAGAAGAAGUUUGGUGGAAAAUUGAGAAAAUUGUUCCAAUCGAAGAAUUAA